Molecule: messenger RNA, 2400 nt
Organism: Recurvomyces mirabilis
Lineage: Eukaryota; Fungi; Ascomycota; Dothideomycetes; Mycosphaerellales; Teratosphaeriaceae
Gene: CWH41
Product: Processing alpha glucosidase I
Exons: 3
Coding region: 1-2400 (799 amino acids)
Biological process (GO): protein N-linked glycosylation; oligosaccharide metabolic process
Cellular component (GO): endoplasmic reticulum membrane
Molecular function (GO): Glc3Man9GlcNAc2 oligosaccharide glucosidase activity
Source: RefSeq, a predicted model, not a curated record
AUGCCGUGGAAGCAGUGGGCAGUCAGUCUAUUGUUAUCCACCACAGUCUUGGCUCAGGAUAGCACAGUCUUCUCCAAAGAAAGCAACGACACUUUGCUAUGGGGAGCCUACCGACCAAACGUCUACUUCGGUGUUCGACCGCGACUACCAAAGUCGCUGACUACUGGACUGCUAUGGUCGAGGGUAGAAGACUUCCAGAGUGUUCAGCAGAAUGUCCGAUAUACAUGUGAGCAACACGAGGGCAUGGCAGGCUAUGGAUGGGAUGCAUAUGACCCUAGGACUGGUGGGGUUCAGACCAUCCAUGACAGAGGCAAUGGCAUAGACAUUGAGACGAGCUUUGUCAAGUUUGAUGGUGGAGGAGGAGGAUGGAGUGCUCGUAUCAAGGGGACGCCACGAGAGGAUGCCGAAGCCGGUCCUGGCAGCGAAGGUGGUGUCGAGAGCAUGAAGACGGCAGUGUGGUUUACUGCUGGUAUGGAAGGACUGGGUGGACUCGAGGUCGAAGGGGUUGAGGAAGCAGACGACACGGGCUUCGAGGGCGACAUCGUACUCAAUGGCCAGACCUCCGACCUAGGCGAGUUCAAGCUCACCCUCACCGACAACCCUGCCAACCGCCACCCUGCCCACAACCACCCGUCAGGAAAGUCGAAACCGCUAUCAAACAGCUUCGUUCACUCCCUCCAAGUCCCCGAAGAAGCGAUGUGGCAAUCAAAAGCCAUUCUCUUCGGUUCCCUGAAGACGACAAUCGAUGCAUACGUCGAAGAGUACACCGAAGAAAAGAUGCCGCCACCCUGGCAAACCUACACCAUCCAAAACCGACCCGGUCAGGGCAACAUGCACGUCGUGCAAAAAGUCUUCCAAGGUGCUUUCGAGUUCGACGUUUUCUACGCCCCGGCUGAGACCAAGCAACCAACAUCGCAGGAUCUGACCAAAGCCAUCAAGGACGUAGUGGACAUUUUCGACAAGAAGUACCGCUCGGUCCUCGCCCCCCAAGCUCCCUUCACAGCAGAAAAGUACAUGCGCUUCAGCAAAUCCCUCUUCUCCAAUCUCAUAGGCGGUAUCGGGUACUUUAAUGGCGACCAACUCAUCGAUCGCUCUUACGACCCUUCGUACGAAGAAGAAAAUGAAGGUUUUCACCAGGAGACCGCCGAGGCGCGAUCACUUAAUCGUCAGGAACUCGAGGGUCCGUACGAACUCUUCACUUCCAUCCCCUCGCGCCCCUUCUUUCCUCGAGGAUUCUUAUGGGACGAAGGCUUCCAUCUCCUGCCAAUCGUAGACUGGGAUCCGGAGCUGGUAAUGCAAAUCAUAUCCAGUUGGUUCGGGACAAUGGACGAAGAAGGCUGGAUAGCACGAGAACAGAUCCUAGGCGCCGAGGCCCGGAGUAAAGUCCCCCAGGAAUUCCAAGUCCAAUAUCCACAUUAUGCUAAUCCACCCACGCUCUUCAUGACCAUCCAAGCCCUCAUCGACCACGCCCAAGAGACUUCCAAGGACGACUCAGCCAAGACGCUGAAGCCCUGGUUGAAGCAACUUUACCCCCUCCUCCAACGCAACUUCGCUUGGUACCGCCGCACCCAGUCCGGUGACCUCAAAUCCUACGACCGACCCAAAAGCUUCAGCUCAAAGGAAGCCUAUCGCUGGCGCGGCCGCACAGACCGCCAUGUCCUCACCUCGGGUCUAGACGACUACCCGCGUGCCCAACCGCCUCACCCGGGCGAACUGCACACGGAUCUCAUGGCGUGGAUGGGUAUGAUGGCGCGGAGUAUGCAGAGCGUCGCAACAUACAUCGGCGAAACCGGUGAUAGUGGAACCCAUGCCAAGAUAGCCGAGGCCAUCCAACGGAAUACGGACGAUUUGCAUUGGGACAAAAGUGCGAAGACGUAUUGCGAUGUCACGAUCGAUGAGUACGAGGAGAGUGUCAGGGUCUGUCAUAAAGGGUAUAUUUCUAUUUUCCCUUUCAUGACCGGGUUGGUGGGACCGAGCAAUGAGCAUCUGGGUGAUGUGUUGGAUUUGAUUGCUGAUAAGGAGGAGUUGUGGAGUGAACAUGGGGUGAGGAGUCUCAGUAAGAAGGAUGAGUUGUAUGGGACCGAGGAGAAUUAUUGGCGGAGUCCGGUGUGGAUGAAUAUGAAUUAUCUUAUUCUGACGAAUUUAUACAAAACCGCACAAUCCUCCGGGCCCCACCAAGCCAAAGCGACGAGGAUGUAUAAUACCCUCCGCUUUAAUCUGGUGAAGACGGUGUACCUUUCCUGGUUGGAGACGGGUUUUGCGUGGGAGCAGUAUCAUCCGGAGACAGGCCAGGGCCAGCGGACGCAGCAUUUUACCGGGUGGACAAGUUUGGUGGUGAAGAUGAUGGAGAUGCCGGAUCUAGGGAGUGGGAAGGGCAAGGGGGGGCAUGAGGAGUUGUAG